This is a messenger RNA of Rana temporaria (common frog), 1955 nucleotides long. RefSeq names its product 5-hydroxytryptamine receptor 1F (gene HTR1F). Gene Ontology annotation, cellular component: dendrite; plasma membrane. Gene Ontology annotation, molecular function: neurotransmitter receptor activity; G protein-coupled serotonin receptor activity. The record is from RefSeq and is a predicted model, not a curated record. Gene Ontology annotation, biological process: G protein-coupled receptor signaling pathway, coupled to cyclic nucleotide second messenger; chemical synaptic transmission. Lineage: Eukaryota; Metazoa; Chordata; Amphibia; Anura; Ranidae. The transcript has 2 exons. The coding region runs from base 132 to 1223 and encodes 363 amino acids.
CAAACCUCCUGAAGGUGGCAGUGUAAUCCAUAUUUCCAGGAGUUACUACAUUCUUGUGUCUCUCAGUGGACUUCAAGAAAAAUAUUUUAUGAUACCGAUUUUGCCCUGUGAACUUGGGGUUUAGAAAGAAUAUGGAUAUAAUAAACACAACAGAAUAUAACUGCACUUCUGGACAACUAGAGAAAGGGAUCACAAGCCAAAUCCUUACUUCGCUGUCCCUGUCUAUCUUGACGAUAAUGACAACUGCAAUCAACUCUCUGGUCAUCGCUGCAAUAAUUGUGACAAGGAAGCUCCACCACCCCGCUAACUAUCUGAUAUGUUCCCUUGCUGUAACAGAUUUUCUGGUUGCCGUCCUGGUCAUGCCUUUCAGUAUCAUGUACAUUAUGAAGGAAACCUGGGUUAUGGGUCAAGCUGUUUGUGACAUCUGGUUGAGCGUAGACAUUACGUGUUGCACAUGCUCAAUACUUCACCUCGCUGCAAUUGCAUUGGAUCGUUACCGAGCUAUCACCGAUGCUGUGGAGUACGCCAGGAAACGAACGCCUCGGCAUGCUGCCUUUAUGAUUGCUAUAGUAUGGAUCAUUUCUAUCUUCAUCUCUAUGCCAGCCUUGUUCUGGCGGCACCAAAAGCACAACCGCGAAGAUGAAUGCAUCAUCAAACAUGAUCACAUUGUUUUUACAAUUUACUCUACCUUUGGAGCCUUUUAUAUCCCACUGGUGUUGAUACUUAUUCUUUACUAUAAAAUUUACAGAGCAGCAAAAUCCUUGUAUCACAAAAGGAAUGUGAGUCGAUGUGAGAGAGAACAGAAUGGGCAGGUUCUUCUGGAGGCAUGUGGGAAAAGUUCUACCUUAUGUAUACCGGAAAAGUCUUUCUCUGACCACUCAACAGAUUUUGAUAGGAUCAACAUCACAAUUAGAAAUCCUUUAACUGAAAUGAAACACGAGAAAGCUUUGAGGAAACAAAGGAUAUCCAGCAACAGAGAACGCAAAGCUGCCACCACUUUAGGUUUGAUCCUGGGGGCAUUUGUAAUUUGCUGGCUUCCAUUCUUCGUUAAGGAGUUUGUCGUAAACGUGUGUGAUGCAUGUUAUAUAUCUGAUGACAUGUCCAACUUCCUCACGUGGCUUGGAUACCUCAAUUCCUUAAUCAACCCCCUGAUUUAUACCAUCUUCAAUGAAGACUUUAAAAAAGCAUUUCAGAAACUAAUGCGCUGUAGACAUUACCUAUGACAGUUUACUUGAAUUUUUUUUUUUUUAUAAUUCAUAUAAUGUACUAAACCUGUGUUAUAUUACAGUAAGAUGACCUUAAUCUUAAAAAGCCAGUCUUCUGCCAAAAACUGAAAACUAAAGGAUAAAUGGAUGCUAAUUGGUUCAGUCAUCCAUGAGCUUUUAAUACAUUUCAGGGAUCUUGGAAAAAGAUUGUUCUCAGCUCGGUCCCUUGUAAUGACUUUGCUUGUACCAUAUUUAGCAUAUGUGGUCUUGUUCCUGCAGAUUGCAAAAGUCAAAAGUCAAUUCCGAGCUGCCUGUGGCCUGAUUGAGUCUUUAACUUAAUAAAUAUUUCCCUGCAAGGAAUAACAAAUGGUUAGAAAAAACAAAACUGGUGGGUGACUGAAUCUGCCUGUAUCCACCAAACUGAGUUAUGAGUCUUGAGUACGCUUCAAGGAGCACUCCAGGGGAAAAUAAUGUAGCGGGAAAAGGAGGGGUAAUUGAUUUAUCAUGAUCCCUUUGACUCUGUGAUCUGGUAUCUAUAUUUCUAUUUUACACAACUCCUCCUCUAAGUAUUCAUGCUUGUUUUUUUUAAAUAAGAGAUUCUAGACAGCUCACUGCAGAAGAAAUAAACAAUGAAUAUACAUACAAGCAAAAAUUGCUAAUGCCACAGCCUGGGAGAACGAUGGGCUUCAUAACCUAUGUAGGAGUGUAUUCUGAAGUUUUCAUAUUUGAGAAGUCUUAAAGGGGUUGUAA